UCAAUUUUCAUCAUAAUCAUAAUCAAUAUCGCAAUUAUCAUAAUAAUGAAAAUGAAAAUCAUCAUCAAAAAACAUCAUAUUUAUCAUCAUCAUCUAGUUUAUUACCAUCAACAAUUAUUGAUCGUAUAUUUCGUACAGCAUUAAAUGCAAGUAUUAUUCCAACUGUUUAUCUCAGUCAAACAACAACAGCAACAGCAACAGCAACAACAAUUUCACCAACAAAUUUUCAAUUAAAUAAUACAACAAUAUUAUCUUCACAUAAUGAUACUGAUGAUUAUUUUCUGUUACAUAAAUCAAGCAAUACUAUGUACAAUCAUCUUAUCGAUAAUAAUGAUCCAUCAUCUAUCAUAAAUUCACCGGUAACAUUAUUACCAUCAUUAUCAAAUAUGAUUGAUUCAAGUUUAGAUACUGCCACAGCAAUGUUUACAACAACAAUUAAUUCAAUUUCACAUAAUCUAUCAUCGUUAUCGUCGGCAAAUUCAAUAAUAGCAACAACAACAGCCACAGCAAAUUCAUUACCAAUGAUGAUUAUGAAUAGUGAUAAUAAUGAAAUAAUUGAACCAAUGAUUAGUGAUUGGAUUGAUAUUGUGAUUUUUGUGCUCAAACUUUUAAUAUUGGGUACCAUAAUUUUUUCGGCCAUAUUUGGUAAUCUUCUUGUUAUUAUUGCUGUGUUCCGGCAUCAUCGUCUACGAAUUACAACCAAUUACUUUAUCGUAUCAUUAGCAUUUGCUGAUAUAUUAGUUGCAUUAUUUGCAAUGACAUUCAAUGCAUCAGUUGUUAUCAGUAAAAGAUGGAUAUUUAAUCAAUUUUUGUGCGAUUUUUGGAAUAGUUGUGAUGUAUUAUUUUCAACAGCAUCAAUUAUGCAUCUAUCUUGUAUUAGUUAUGAUCGUUAUUAUGCAAUAAUAAAACCAUUAGAUUAUCCAAUGAAAGUGACCGGUAAACGUGUAGCAAUAAUGUUAACUUGUGUUUGGAUUUUAUCAGCAUUGAUCUCCUAUAUACCAAUAUUUACCGGUAUUUAUACUACAGCUGAAGCAAUGGAACAACGAAAAUUAUAUUCAGAUCAAUGUGAAUGGGUUGUUAAUAUUCCAUAUGCAUUAAUAUCAUCAACAAUAUCAUUUUGGUUACCGUGUAGUAUAAUGUUAUCAGCAUAUUAUAAAAUCUAUCGUGAAGCAAUUAAACAAGAAAAAUUCAUUUAUCGUACACAACAAAUGGCCAAUCAAACUAAUCAUCAUCAUUUACAACAUCAAAAAAAUCGUCUUAUCAAUAAUAAUAAUAAUAAUAAUAAUAAUAUAAAUAAUAACAACAAUAAUAAUAAUAAUAAUGCUGAUGAAGAUGGUGCAACUAGUCGAUUAAAUGCUCCAAAACAUUCAAAUACAUCGGAAAAUAAUGUUAUUCAGAUUCAAUCAACAUCAUCACAUCGAAAUUCACAUUGUGAUCCUGAUCCAGAAUCAGGUUCAUCAACACCGACCAAACGUACAAUAUCAAAAAUGAAACGUGAACAUAAAGCAGCUAAAACAUUGGGUAUAAUUAUGGGUGCAUUUAUUUUAUGUUGGUUACCAUUUUUCAUUUGGUAUGUUGUUAGUACCAUAAUGAAUGCAGAUACACCAACAGUUAUUGUACAUAUCCUAUUCUGGGUUGGCUAUCUAAAUUCAGCAAUGAAUCCAAUCAUUUAUGCUUAUUUUAAUCGUGAAUUUCGUGAAGCAUUUAAAGAAACAUUAAGAAAUAUAUUCUGUCGUUGUUGUCAUCUAAAAUGUUUAGAAUCACAACGAAAUGAUGCUAUAUCUUUCAGUUGUACAUAUCGAUCAACAAUGGAUGUAAAUGAAAAUAAAUAUCUUAAAGAUUGAACCAAAAAAACAAAACAAUGUUUGUUAAUGAAAUUUGUUUCACAAUAAUAACAAACAACCUUUAUCGUUUUGUAAUGAGAUGUGAUGUUUGUUGUCUAUUUGUUGUUUUGUGUACGUGCCACAUCAGUCA
Messenger RNA from Dermatophagoides pteronyssinus (European house dust mite), 1974 nucleotides. RefSeq lists its product as uncharacterized. Gene Ontology annotation, biological process: adenylate cyclase-activating adrenergic receptor signaling pathway; positive regulation of MAPK cascade. The record is from RefSeq and is a predicted model, not a curated record. Gene Ontology annotation, molecular function: octopamine receptor activity. Lineage: Eukaryota; Metazoa; Arthropoda; Arachnida; Sarcoptiformes; Pyroglyphidae. Gene Ontology annotation, cellular component: plasma membrane.